AUGAAGAACUAUGGUCGACGCAGAACAUUCCUCAUUGAAAGCAAUUUCGCUGUGGAGGAUCUUCUUGAGGAUGUCUUUGGGAAUAUGACCUUCGAUGAAAUACGCAUUUGGGAUACCAGCCUGGCCGAAAUGGAUACAUCGAUGCUGCUUUCAUCCAAAGAUCGAUUGGAGAUGUUGACAAUUGGAAAGAGUCCCCUUGGAGAGUUUCCAUUCCACAUCCUUCCUCAGAUGACUCUUCUAAGUGAACUCAACCUGGAUGAAAUUUCCUUGAAGUCAGUGCCAGCCCUGGAAAGUCCAAGUCUGAAGAAUCUGAUUAUUUCGAACAAUAAAAUAGAUGCACUGAAGCCCAGCUGGUCCACACCCACUUUAGAAAGUCUUGACAUCAGCUACAAUCCUAUUUCGGAGAUUCCUCGUGGACUUCUCAAGGGCUUCAGGAAUUUGGUGUCAUUUGAGGCAUCUCAUUGCAGUCUGGGACCUACAUUGCCCAAGGGAUCCUUGACGUUCCGCAGUGAUGUCUUGUCUAAUGUGUCCGUUGGAUUCAAUGGCAUCGUGAGACUGGAACCAGGAGCCAUUACAGGUCUCACGAGUGAGACAACGGUCGAUCUAAGAGAAAACAGCAUCACGGAAAUGACGGAAGAAUCCUUCCGUCCCAUGCUUGAGACCCUUUCCCUGCCGCAAUAUGAGAACAACAAUGCGUUCAAAGAAGACCCCGACACUGGUCUUGCGCGGGAGGGAUCUCAGGAAGCAGGAAUCGGACGGUUCAAUGAAAGCGAAAACAACGAGACGAACUCAUUCCCACACUUGCUUGAGAUCAAUUCGUUUGGGUCCAUUAUUCUUCAGGGUGCUUUGUUCCUCCGUCCCCACACAGCACAGAGAUAUCCCAGGGAUGUCCCUAACUGGACGACUUGUCCCCAUGUCUUUAUAGGAUAUCCUGAAGACAUCUUCUUUCGGACGGUUUCGGACAUCUCGAAAAGGAAAAAUUUAGGUACACUUGGGGUCGGAAGGCAGGACGCCUGGGAACACAAGGCGGCAAAUGGGAACACCUCGCUCAGAUUGGGAGAUCUAUUAUGGGAGAAGGCAGCUGGUUUAUCAAGAAGUCCAUGGAGUGGAGAAUAUGCAUCCAAGCAAGUUUCUUCAGGGUAUGUAUGUUCCAUGAUGCCUUAUUCUACACCUGGAGCUUCAGCUGCUAAUGGUGGUGAUGCAGAAAGAUCAAGGCAACAAAAUAUCUCCCAGUCAUCUUCCUCAUCUCCAUUGAAACCAAUCGAGCAAUCCCAAGAUAUUCCAGGCCUCCUGAAGAAACUCCUAUAUGUUGUCCAAGAUAUCAAUAAAAACGUUGCUGUUCAAGGGACAGCACUAGCUAAUGUACAACUGAGUGUGAAGAAGAUGAUACCACCUUGCAAUGAGCUUCAAUUGCCUGUUCAGUUCCCUUUGGAUACUCUCAGCUCACUGGAAAUAAUGGAAGACUUUUUAAGUCACCCUGCCAAUGUUAAUGCCUUGGUAGAAGCAGUCAUGCAAGCUUUCAAAGAUGCAACAGAACACAAAGUUCAGGGAGACAUCAAAACUUGCCUAAGGAAUGCACCUGCAAAGUGGACAAAAGAGCAAGCUAAGAAGAUGAAGAUGAUGAAAAUGAAGAUGAAGCUGAAACCUAGAUGAACACCUGAAAGCCUGUGCAAGACUUCAACCCCACCCACCUCAUAAUUCAAAAUAGCCCCUUCUCUUCCCAAAAUCGCACCCUUUUUUUGCCUGAAAAUAGGUAUGGGCAGGGCCGGAAUAAGGGGGGGGGGGGGCAAAGGAUCCCCCCAAGAUUCCUAUGUUCCCUCAUUUUUACCCAACUCUGUAUUAAGGUGAAUGCAGAUGAGUGAAAAAGGAAAAUUGAAGAGUUAGAGGAGCAGGAGGACGAUGUUUGAAAGCGUAAAGCUCAUGAGAAGUCAUAGCUCCAACUGAGGGAAGUUGAGGAGUGGGAACUACCAUGGCGUUCAAAAUGCUCGUGUCAUUAGCAUUCAAAGCUCCUGAACCUUCGAACUUUGAAUAUCGGUAUGCUAGGUAUCCAUGAAUGAAACUUCAACUGCAGGAAAAGGAAUAGACCAUGUAGAUCUGGUUGAAGAAUUCUUUAUUGUGUUCUUCAUCGACGUGUCUUCCGACGUGUCCUCAACGUUCUGGAUCCUCCAUAUGUCUGUUCGCAAGAGCGUUCUCAUAUCCUUGGCGGUAACCCAAUAGGUACAUGUUGAUUUCUCUUUCUUGCUCUUGUAUUCCAAUCGAGAUGUGCAGCUGUAGAGAAAAACGUUUCACUUCUGGGUGAAUCACAGGAAAUUUUUUUCUUUCAAUUUGAUGCAUUUGAUACUGUAACUUAUGACAUUCGAAAUUAUUAUUAUUUUUAUAUCUUAACCUUUGUGUGGAUGGAAGAUGCCCAUAUGUAUGAACAAAUUUUCAUCAUCAACCGUCUGCAACGAAACGCAAUUGAUCACAAAAAUGCAAAUUCCAAGAAACGUCAGAGGCGCACCAGAGUCCCACCAGGGUUCAAGAUCGUUCAUUUCAAUAUAGCUUUACGAAAUAUGCAGAAAAAACGCAGGACUCUUGAGUCCCGACAGGAUUAACUCUUCUCCGAUUUCUUUCUCUAGGGGAAUUUUUGAAGAGCGCGCAUAGCUCGGAGAAAAUUACCUGGUAUUCUUUGCUCGUUCAUUUACUUGAAAAUGUUUUGGCGUGAAUCAAAAGUGGAGAGAGCAGAAAAUGUUUUCUUAUAAAAUUUAAGCAUCUUGCUCAUUAACCUAACGGUACAGAAGCCGUUUGCUUGGUCGAUGUUUGAAGAAAAAAACCGUAGCAAUCGGUUCUAAUCGUCUUUUGCUGGGUUCUAAAGAUGGAGGGGAGGUCUUUCGUGCAUUUGUGUAGGGGGAUCUCAGUCCUUUAUUAUUGCGUUGAUAGGAAAAUGAUAAGGAAUCAUGCUGGACUGGACGAGUGG
Messenger RNA from Darwinula stevensoni, 2956 nucleotides. Lineage: Eukaryota; Metazoa; Arthropoda; Ostracoda; Podocopida; Darwinulidae. The record is from the annotation of a GenBank genome assembly.